Messenger RNA from Phacochoerus africanus (Common warthog), 2709 nucleotides. RefSeq names its product synaptotagmin 16 (gene SYT16). NCBI's taxonomy places the organism in Eukaryota, Metazoa, Chordata, Mammalia, Artiodactyla, Suidae. The transcript is spliced from 6 exons. The record is from RefSeq and is a predicted model, not a curated record. The coding region runs from base 1 to 2052 and encodes 683 amino acids.
AUGCCCUUGGCCAUGGCGUCCCAGGAUGCUCAGAACUUCUUCCAGCCUCUCUCUUCCUGGAUAUCGCAGGUUUAUGAAGCUCUCCAGCAAGCGAGAGAUGCGUUAUCUGCUUCGCUGGUUAACUUCAGCAAACAAGACUCUAAAGGGAGUGACAAGCUAGACCAGGACUUAGAUGAUAUUCAGAUUCAGGAAACUUACUUUGAAGAUGAAGAACAAAGCAAUGACUGGACUCAAGAAGACACAAAUUCCUUGUUUCUUGAAGUGGAUCAUUUCUCCUGUUGUAAUAGUGAUUUGCAGGACUCUGCCCAAAAUUCAAGCCCUAGACUUAGCCAACAUGCAAAGGACUCAUGUUCUGUAGCGUCCCAGUGGCCUAGUCAGACCCUUGAUGACCAAAAGCCACCACAUGUGCUUUCUUCUAUUGCUGAUGAAGAACAUCACCUUGGAAAGCAAAGGAGUGGCCUUCAACAUGACUUUGACAGUCAGCUCUCUGGUAUUUUAGAAAAUGUUAAUGGAAAAAAGCAAGCCCUGGUCUGCUUUGAUCCAGACCGAUUGGCCAUGUUCUUCUGUUUCUCUGGAUUUUCUGGCUCUCUUUUCUCGUGGGCCCUGUGGGAGACUCAUGGCUCUCGUUUGCUUCCAGUUAACAAGUUUGGAGAUGAUGAGGAGCUGUCCACAUCUUCUGACACUGACGAGGAGGUGAUCAAACAAUUUGAGAUUUCUGUGUCCCGGUGGCAGAGUUUGCACUCAGGAGCAUCUGAGAAAGGAAGGCAGGCAGGAUUGGAGCAGAAACCAAAAGCCAGACGCUGGCUCUCCACCCACAAAGAGGACAGCAAGGAAGUCCCUGCCUGCAAAGGUUUGGAUGGAGCCAGCCAACCAAAUUAUUCUGAGCAUCUGUCGUAUGGUGAAGAUGGCCCCAUCUCUGCCCACUCAUGGUCCCCAUCUGAGCUGGGGGACACCAGGCACCAGGGCACAUCUUCCCAAGAGACCUGUGUGGUCCGCUGCCUCAGCCGGCAGUCCACUGAGGGCAGCUUGGAGAUGGAGGCAGCUUUUAAUAACCGAGGAUUUGAAGAUUCCUAUGCCACUGACAGCUCCUCCAUGUGGAGUCCAGAGGAACAGGACAGGACCAGUUUUCAGGUGCCAUCUGGGGUCCCAGAGCCCAUCUCAAAAUGUGGCGACCUGGAUGUCAUCUUUGAAUACAGAGCCGCCAGCCAGAAGCUCACAGUGACCAUUGUAAGAGCACAGGGCCUCCCGGAUAAGGACAGAAGUGGCGUCAACUCCUGGCAAGUUCACGUCGUGCUGCUGCCCAAUAAGAAGCAGAGGGGCAGGACAGGCAUACAGAGAGGGCCCAACCCCAUCUUCAAGGAGAAGGUCACCUUUGCCAAGCUGGAGCCCCGGGAUGUGGCUGCCUGUGCUGUCCGCUUCCGCCUGUACGCUGCCCGCAAGAUGACCCGUGAGAGGAUGAUGGGGGAGGGGCUGUUCUAUCUGAGCCACCUGCACCAAGAAGGGGAAAUGAAAGUGACUCUGGUUCUGGAGCCAAGAAAUAAUAUCAGUGGUGGAGAGUCUCCGCUCAGCCCAUCUGCCGUUUCUCACAGUGACAGUGCUUCAUCCACGCAGUCGCUGUCGCAUGGAGGGGCGCCAGAGCUGUUAGUGGGACUGUCAUACAAUGCCACAACGGGGCGAUUAUCCGUGGAAAUGAUCAAAGGCAGCCAUUUCCGAAACCUCUCUGUUAACAGAGCGCCUGAUACAUAUGGAAAGCUCUUUCUCCUCAAUUCUGUGGGUCAAGAGAUGUCCCGCUGCAAGACAUCCAUCCGGCGUGGUCAGCCCAAUCCUGUCUAUAAGGAGACCUUCGUUUUCCAGGUGGCCCUCUUUCAGCUCUCUGAUGUCACAUUGAUGAUUUCCGUGUAUAACAGGCGUACCAUGAAGCGCAAAGAGAUGAUUGGUUGGAUUGCUCUGGGCCAAAACAGCAGUGGAGAGGAGGAGCGAGACCACUGGGAGGAAAUGAAGGAGACCAAAGGGCAGCAGGUCUGCAGGUGGCACACUUUGCUUGAAUCCUAGGUUUGCCAACAGGUAUUUGUGGGCCACACCCACUGGGGAUCUGAGUUUUGAUUAUUGGUACCAACUCAGUGCAUGUUUGCAGACCUUUUAAAGACAGGCUUUCAAUAGGAAUCAGAUUCUACUGACCCCUAGGGCAUUCGGGGCAGUAGGGAGGAUCUUUGGGUUUCUCAAAGGUUUGAUUUGGCUUUAAAUACUGUAAUUUUGAAAGACCCCAUAUGCACUCUUGAGCACACUUUAUGGGAAAUGUUAUAGUAGUUGAGAUGAAUGAUGAUGAGUUAAUUUGUGUUAAUAGAUUAUUGAGUUUUUGUUCAGGCUCUGGAAGAAAGCUUCCCUGGCUGUCUUUGCUUGAAAAGUAACCUGAGAUUGCAAGGGAGCUGUUAAAUGUUACUAUUUGUAACCACUUGCGUGUAUGAAUCAGAAUUUUCUUAAUGUGGUGCAAAACACUCCAAAAUACAGAAAUGAAUCUGAUGCCAAGCUCAUAAAAGAAUGUAACUAUCAUCCAUAAUCCCCUAUUUCUCAUUUUCCUCUUUAUCAAAGAAAAACCUUUCAUUUAUUUGCCUAACAAAUAAGUGUUAUAAACUUACACUUAUAGAGCAGAUUUGUAUGAAUUAAAUACCUCUUUUUAUCUCAUAUAUGGUGGUUUCCUAUGAGAUUUGG